Penaeus chinensis is the source of this 7809-nucleotide messenger RNA. It is a transcript of the gene KrT95D, whose product is annotated as phosphofurin acidic cluster sorting protein 1-like. Gene Ontology annotation, biological process: protein localization to plasma membrane. The transcript is spliced from 16 exons. Lineage: Eukaryota; Metazoa; Arthropoda; Malacostraca; Decapoda; Penaeidae. The record is from RefSeq and is a predicted model, not a curated record. The coding region runs from base 386 to 2977 and encodes 863 amino acids.
CGCUUGGCCGGUGAGGGGCUCCGUGACAAAGUUUCGCUCGUGCUGCAAUUACUGCGUCUUGCUUAGUCUUAUUUUAGUUGCCAUGCGCAGGAUAAGUUAAUGAAAGAGUGUUUUGUUCUUGUUCUGGUGUAAAUUUGUGUAUCUCAUAAGGUCCCGGAGUUUAAAGAUCGGGACACCAAUACACCGAAACAUAAAAGAGUGAAAUCGUACACAAACCAACGAUGAAAAUACAAACCUCAUUGUAUUCUCUGAAGAUCCUAUUCAGUGGGCACUUCAGCCGUGCCUUUGUGCCCAAAUCUACCGCCUGAAGAUGGAAUACCGCGCCUAAACAGGGAUAGACCUAGGUGUUGUGGUGAGGCCGAGGUGACCAGCGCCGUCGCCGAGGAUGGCGGAGAAGCAGACGAUUCUGGGGCUGGGCUUCAAGCCCGUGCCCAUGAAGCUCUUCGCAACCUGGGAAGUGGACAGGACGCCGCCCAACUGCAUCCCAAGGCUGUGCCACGUGACGGUGACGCGGCUGCAAGUGACGCUGCCUCUCGGCGGCGACCUGACCUCCGUGACGUUGGCGGUGAAGAUGCAGUCAUCGAAGCGGACUCUGCGCUCCAACGAGAUCCCACUCCCGCCCAGCGGCACCAUCGACGUCGAGCUGCAGCUCACCUUCUCCCUCCAGUACCCGCACUUCCUGAAGCGCGAGGGCAACACGCUUCAGAUCAUGCUUCAGCGCCGCAAGAAGUACAAGCACCGCACCAUCCUCGGCUUCAAGACCCUGGCCGUCGGGGUCAUCAACAUGUCUCAGGUUCUUCAGAGACCAGUUGACCGGGAGUUGGAAUUGUACAGCGAAGGCAAAGAGAAGGGUGUGUCGCUGGCCAAGGUGACCAUGGUCUCCCUCUCAUCACAGCCAGUGGACACAGACGAGCAACCUGAGAGAGCCAAGUCCUUUAUGGCGGAUAACCCAGAUCGUUCCGUAGAUCUUGUGGAGGUGUACAGCGAUGACGACGAGGAUUACAGUUCCCAGGAUGAAGGCAGUGACUCAGAGCCAAUACUAGAGGACGGCUCAAGAAGGACACACCAUCAUUUGCGAUCAAACACACGAUCGAAGAGUUUACCCCCCAAUGCUCGGCAAAGAAACCUAAAACAAAGGUUCAUUGCAUUGCUCAAGAGAUUUAAAGUUCCUGAAGCCUUACAGGCAUUUGAUCAGGACCAGGAGCUUGAUCCCAGAACUGGUGGUGAAGUAGAUGAAGCAGAAAUUGAAGACCUCUUUGAUGAACUGGAAGAUCUUAGCGACUCUGGCCCUGAAGUGGACACUAUCUCCAUAACGUCAACCCCCAAACCGUCACUGCGGCCAUACUUCUCGUCUUCUCGAUCUCUACUUAAUGAAGCAGACAAAGUGGGCGCAGAUAGACUGAGUGAUGAAAGUAGCAAAAGAGCCGACAGCGAUCACAUGGAGAACUGGACGGAUCAGGAGCACUCUGAUCCACAGUGCUUAGCUUCAUCUCCACCAAGAGAAGACAAAAAUAAAAGUAACAAGAACAAGUUGUUUAAUAGAGACCGAAGUAACAUGUCCCUGAAAGAGAGGAGGAGUGUGUCGUCUACGGGUGGAUCGACACCUCGCCAGGAGAAGAUGGUUGUUGAGAGGUCAAACUCAAGUGCAAAUGUUGACUCUAGUCCAAGGAAGGUGUUGUUAGAGCAGCUGGCUCGGGUACUACCAGUGGAGGAUGUACAACUGCCGGAUCAUGUUGUGUUGGUGAACACAGGGGAGUCACACGGGCCUCUCCUGUCGGCACACCUCACAGAGCAUGGCCACAGGGUGAUCACUACCAUGUCCAUGGCUGAUGUAAAGGCCACUGUCUCACACCUUGUCAACAAGCUCCAAAAAUUCUGCAACAGUAAUGCCAAAGCCCCAGGCCCCAUGAAAGUGGUGGUAGUGGGCUCUGAUACCUACAUUAGUUGCGUUUUGCGACCGUAUGUCGACCAGUUCUCUUCCAAACCCCCGGACUUCCAAAACCACGUUAGAUUUCUCAUCAUUCCUCUUGGUGUAAAUAGCCUAGCUAAGUACUUAGGAUCUGUAGACUCUGUGUAUGGUGCGGCCUUUGUCAGUGAAUCUUGGCGAGAGGUUGUGGAGCGGUGGGAGAAGCCAGAUGUGCAAGAGGUUGUUAAUCGCAUCCACCGCUACCUUACACAGGCUCAACACACGUUGCACCUUCCUAUUGCUGAAGCUAUGCUCACAUAUAAGGAAAAGAGUGGAGAUGAUGAAUCGACGCAGGCCUUUGUGCCAUUUAUCAUGGAUGUGCGGUUGGGGAGUGGGGAUGUGACUUCGUCCUCAGUUGACCUGGAGGAGCCCCUCUCAACGCCCACUGCAAUCAUCCUUCCUGGGUCGCCCCCAGCUGCAUCCACACCCACCACUGGCCUCAGCAUAGACAAAACUCGGGACAACACAACUCCUCCCUCCUCACCCAACAUCAACAGCUCACACCUGGCCAACUACAAGUCAUUAUCUGAAAGUGGUGGGCAGGAAGCUCUGGAUCUACAAGUGGACUACUGGCUUGUGCGGAGCUCUGGCCGUGAAGACAAAGAGAAGGAAAAGGAGAAAGAAAAAGCACGUGUUGAAGGAGGAAAGUACACCCUGAAGACCAGCUUUCGCACUUUACAGGUGGCGCGAUUAGCUCCCCUUGGGGUAACACCACCAGUAGAUCCCUACUCCUUCCAGCACUUGACAUUGUCAUAUGCCACCAAAGAGAAGAAACAGAGAAUUAUGCGCAUUGGGAAGAAGAAGGAGAAAGAGAGAGAGACAGAGAGUCGAAGAGAAGUCGUAGAUGGAGUGAGCAGAUUAUUGGCAAGUGCCAAGAAUCAGCCUUUCAAAGUGAACAUAGAUUCUGCCGAGUGGACAAACGUCAAGUUCUUCCAGUUGUCCUCGCAAUGGCAGACGCAGAUCAAGACCUUCCCAAUUUCUCUCUUUAGCCUUCAAGACUCCAACUUGUGACUCACAACUCUCCAAGAGUAUUAGGUAGUAGUUGUUCCGAGACAUCCAUGAUCACAAUCAACCAAAACUUUUAUCUGGACAUCAACACACAAGGACUCCUCGUGCCUCCAAGCAAUAAUGACCAGUGAACAGACCUUUUAUUUUUUAUUUAUUUAUUUAUUUUAUUCUAAUGGUGUAAAACUUUUGAAAGACCAUAGAUUGGCUGUGGUUUAAAUCUUGGCAUCUUUUUGUUUCUGUUUCAAUGAAAAUCAGAAGCACAUUCUCCAGAUGUAAGACAGACCUGAGAGGUGCCACUGAAAUCAAUUAUAUUUUUAUUUUUUUAAAGUCUUAUUACAUGAUGAACUGAAAGUCACACAUGAUAAAAAAAAAUGCAAACCCCUUUCUUCCCUUGAAGUCUAAUGGAUUUGUCAGUUUUAAGUAGUGGGAAGCUUUGUUAGUGCUCAACUUUAUAACACUAGGAAACAAAGAGUGAUAGACUUUCUGCCCAGUGAUCAUAAUUGCUGAUUGUGGCAAGUGAUGUGCUUGCUGUCUUAAUUUUUCUCCAUAUUUCUAGGUGCACCAAAUCUUUCAGCAUUUUUUGUAAAAGCAACAGAUCCCUCAAGUGUCAAGUGAUUUAUAGCCAAAAUGAUUAUGAAGACUAAAGAAAACCUAAAUGAAAAAAACAGAUUCCUUUGGCAAGAAAAUGGAUAUUGAUCAACUGAUGUAAAUUUGGAACUGAUUUUUUCUCAGAACUUUUGUUUCUGUUCAUUGUCACACAUGGUAACAGAAUGUUCUUUAGUAACAAGACAUCAGAACACAGACCUAUAUCACGCAUUCAAUUUUACCAUCAUAACUGAGUAAAAAAAAAGCAACCAAAGGAGUUGCCUUGUGCAGACUCCCCUUGUGUACUGCUUCCUAGUUGUUGUGAAUGUUUUAUGAAUUGUAUGAAUUACUGUGCAUUUUUAAUUGCUUCCUGAUGCAGUGCUCAUGUGUAGAGAAGAAUGCUUUCUCAUAUUGUAUGAAGUGUUGUGAUGCUGGUGUAUUUUUGUAUGAUCAUUUAUAAUGAAUCUAGGUAAAGGCAGCAGCAGAAGUCUUUAGUGUUUUAUAAUGUUGAGUUGAUGUAUGGCCUUAUUAAGCACAAAUUUACUUAUAUGUGUUGAGGAGGAUGAUAAUGAAGAAAAAAGUCCUCGGUAACUGCCUGAUACAGAUUGCAUAGACUUCAUUUUGACGAAGAAAAAAAAGUAUUAAAUUUGGAUCAGUAAAUGUUUUUAUUAUUUUGGAGUUUGCCAGAUUCUAUCGUUUUUCUUCGGACGAUCUGAGUGGGAUUGGCUGUUGUAAUCACAGUCAUGAAUAUUAGAGCUGGUCCUGUUCACUGCCAUUGAUAUAUUAUAUACUAUUAUCAGGAACAUUAAUUGAAGUUAUUGAUGUUUGUAGGAAAUGUAAGGAAGAAAUGUGUGUAAAACAGGAUUUUACUUUUGUCUGAUGGCUGUACAAAGGGCAGAGUGGAAUGUUUGUCACAAGCAUAAAGGAAGAUGUUAUUACAGUACCUCUCAUAGAGUUUAGGUAAUUUCACAAAAUCCCAUUUUCUUUUUGUUUUGUUUUUUCAGUAUUAGAUAUCAUCAUGCAAGGAUUGAUAUAGAGUUUAUGACCAUCACCAUAUGAUAAAUUAGGAUUUUACAAAAUUUUGAUUAAACCAAAAAAAAAAAAAAAAAAAAAAAAAAAAUUAGCUGGGACCUUAAGUAUGAAUAGCAAGAAUGGUUAAGCAAGAGUUUGAUGUGUUACACAUUUCAAAGGGAAAUAGAAGGACUUUUCUUAUGAUCAUCUUGAACUGCUGUAUUUCAAAAUUCAGGUAGAUGGUGUCUUUUUCCUGUUAAUUUUUCACAAAUGUCUUAAUCUGAUACUGAGAUUUGAUUUUGAAAAUAUGAAAAUUUUCUUCAAUAUGCGAGAUAAGAUUAGAUCAGUAAUGGUACUAAUGUGGACAGGAUAAUUACCCUUAUUUUAUUUAUAUUUUUAUGUUUUGGUUCUCAUGGAAAAUACAUGGAUAAAUUGUAAAGUUUGAAGAUUUCUUUUUUCUUUGCAUAUUUUUCCAACUAUAAAUAUUUAAAUCAAGAUUUUGAACUCUGUCUUUAACUUUUAUUUGGAAGGAUUCUGAUAAUUUUUUAGGAAAUUGAACUUUUAAGCCAUUAUUAUUUUAUGUUGUUCAGCAUUUUCACUCAUUAUGUAAUACUUAGCUAAGAUCCUGUCACAGUCAAAGAGAUGAUAACAGGAAAUAACAAUGCUAUGGGUUUGUUUAAGACCCACAAAAUUUUGUCUAUAAGAGAUAGUUUCAUUUUGUAAUUUAAAUUUUUGAUAUAUUUAAAACACCUUUGAUUGCUAAAUUUCUGUUUUUAUGGUUAAGAAGAGUUUACUGUUUGCAGGUUAUCACAUAAAGAUUUCUUUCAAAUUUCUUGUUAGUUUGGCCUGAGAAUAACAUUUUCUAAAAGGCAUAUAAGAUCAGAUACUAAAAGAGAAUUAAUGCACCAGCAGGGUUUCUUUUAGGAAACCAGUUUGUAUUAUUCAGAUUUGCUUCACAAUUUAGAGGGCUGUUAGAAGCUUCUGAUUUUACCAAAAUAUAUUGGAUUAAGACAGUACAUUAAAGAGGAACUUUGCGCAGCUGAGAAGAGGGGAAAAAAUUGAAACUCAAGAAAGGCAGUCACUGAGUUAUCAUCAUCCCUUGCCUAACUUACAUGGGUCAUGUUCCUGUUUUCCUGUAAGGUCAGAAAUGCUAUAUUAGCCAAAGGUCACAGUCAGAAAAGAAAAUUGCAUUUUGUUUUGUAAGAAUGAGAAAAGUUUAAAUGUUUUUUUAGGUGAACUUAUACACAGAAGUAACUCUUCAACUUUGGACAGUGAAGGUAAUAUUAAUUUUAUAACUAUGUUAUUUAUCCUUUUUUAUAACUAUGUUAUUUAUCCUUUUUUAUAAUUCUCAAGAAAGAUUCGAGUAUAUGAAUGGUCAGAGGAAUAUGUGAAUACUCUUUGUUCAGGAUCAUGGUGAGGAACUAAGUGGUGUCUGUAGGAAUCUUUGACAGGUUCUGUUCCUCUUCUUACUCUGUCAUUCUUGUUGUGAAGAUUGACUUGAUAUGAAACAAUUAAAUCUACCUUGCUUCUGCAGUCCUCCUCCCUCCUCCCUCCUCUCUCACCUUGUUGUUUGGAGUCUUCUGAAGGAUAAGUAUUAGUGGCCUUGUGGGGCCAAAAACCACUAGUCUCAUGCUUGUCAGGGCUGGGAGCAUCCAUGAAGAAUCACCAAAACUUAAGGUUGGUCAAUUGUUUCAUCCCUGAGGAUGUUACUGAGGCCCUCAACUGCUCAUUCUCUUUCUCAAAUGGAUUUCAAUCACUUUGCCCAUCUUGACUGUUGAAUCAUUUCCACUGAUAUAAUCAGUGGCUUAAGAGAUAUAUACUGUUGUAAUCUAACUGCAAAAAAGUAUUUCAUAAGACUUUUUGAAUAGCAAAUAAUGUAUUGGGAGUCACUGAUCUGCCAGUUUUGAUAAAGUUAUUAUCAGUUUAACAUAUGAUUUUAGUUUGUGAAAUGUCUUUUAUCAAUGCUGCAAUUCAACAUGCAUAUCAUAAUAUCUGCACCAAGUAGGCAAAAUCUGGAGGUGCUGGUGAUAAGCUUUCAGCUGGCCUGAAGCAAAGUUCUGGAAGCUCCUGCCUCUGCUAUCAAUUCACACAUAUUAGAAACAUACUUAUGUAAACAGCAAAGAAAAACAAACCGUAUCAAAUGCACUAAGAAUUAUAACAUGUCUUUGUAAUAUUUUGCUAUACCACUUUAACACAUUUUGAAAUAAAGAUGAUAAUUGAAUCUUGCUUUAACAAGAAAAUCAAAUUUUAAUAACCAGUUAUCCUGAACAUUAUCAUCCAUGUAAUGGAAUGUAAAUGUCUGAUAUUUGUCAUGUGAUAUAUUAUAUUGUAAUGGAUGCCCCCUACCCCAAGUAAUUGAAUGUGAUGUAAACAUUGUUUUUUUUUUCUUUCUUUUUUCAUUUUGCAUUUUUAGAAAUGUAGAUUAUUUAGAAGUUAAGAUUAGUAUACUGGAUGUGCUGAUAAUUUUUGUAUAUCACUUUUCCCUUUUUUCUUUUAAUUUUUAAGGGGUUGAAGUAAAUAUAUUCACAGUAUGUGAAGUCAAAGGACCACAAUAUUUGAGGGAAAAUUUAUGAUAUUCUAUAAAUUUUCACUUUUGUAAACUUCAGGCAUUAAUAGGAAGUUUUGUAGUUGCAUCAGAGGAAAGGGAAUGUGGUAUGGAUACCAGUGAAGUCAGUGCUUGUCUGCCCUGCAGUGUGUACGGUCUCAAAGAACUGUAUGCAUGAUAAGAAGCGAUAUAUUUUGCCAAGAUUUAUGAUGGCUUGAUUUGUCAAGUAGCUUCAAUCAAAGAUGUUUGUAAGGUUAGUUUUUAGGUCUCUUGUUGUAAUAGUUCACGGCACAUUCAUGAAAGGAACAAUGUUUAGAUCUGAGUGUGGUUUACCACCAUUCAUGUAUUACUUUGUAGGAAACUGGGGAGCACAAGUUCUUCUUUUUCUUUCAUAUAAUUUUCCAAUGCUGUAAAGCACAGUUGCCAUUUUAAACUUAUAAGUACUUUAUGUUGAACUUAAAAAAUCCUGAAGUAAUAUCUUUUUUAUAAUCUACAGAGAGCAGAAAUGUCAUAGAUGGCAGAAAACAAGUUGUACCUUUUAGAUGAAUGUGGCCGAUAUUAGCAGGAGCCUCUCUUGUUCUUCCAAUAGUAUUGGAAUGGAACAUAGCACAUCUGAUUACAAAAAAUAAAAUCAACAUUAAGUUUUAUGUUAUGUUUCGAUUUGUGUCUUGUCACUUUUGUACAUGAACUGAAU